This is a messenger RNA of Toxotes jaculatrix (banded archerfish), 3923 nucleotides long. RefSeq names its product prominin 1a (gene prom1a). Bases 182 to 2899 code for a protein of 905 amino acids. Gene Ontology annotation, molecular function: cholesterol binding. The transcript is spliced from 30 exons. The record is from RefSeq and is a predicted model, not a curated record. Gene Ontology annotation, cellular component: microvillus; apical plasma membrane; cilium. NCBI's taxonomy places the organism in Eukaryota, Metazoa, Chordata, Actinopteri, Toxotidae.
GUCUCUCCGCGGGCAGCAGGACUUAAAAAGCUGCGGUCCAUCCAUCUGGACACUUUUUACAUUUACACUCGCCCCUUCCCCUUUGAAAAGGAAGAUAAGAAUCCAGGCAGGCAUCUUCCAGCUUACAUUCAUCUUUACUUAACCCCAGUUUGACGACCCGGCGGGGUUUCGUUUGGACACGAUGUGGAAGACCGGGAUCCUCCUGCUGCUGGGGGUGCUCUCAGCGUCCGGCGAACUCCAGCAAGAGACGGAGCCGCGGAAACUCCCACCCCCGGGAAAGUUGGAUUUCGGUUAUGUGCCUGCGGGAGUUUACGAGACACUGGCCCAUUACGAACCGGGACCGAUAGGGAUUCUGUUCCAAAUGGUGCACACUUUCCUGUAUGUGGUGCAGCCCAACGCUUUUCCACAAGAUCUUAUUGUCAAACUGACAAAGGACAAGUUUGGAGCCAUUCAAACAGAGUAUCAAAAGCCAGAGAACAUAGUGCUGACCCUUCAGGCCAUCUACUACGAGAUAGGCUUCCUUGUGUGUGCGGCAGUGGGCCUGCUGUUCGCUGUUCUGAUGCCUAUAGUUGGCCUCUUCUUCUGCUUGUGCCGCUGCUGUGACAACUGUGGCGGCGAGAUGCACCAGCGCCAGAGGAAGAACGCAGACUGCCGGCGUGGCCUGCUGGGAACGCUGCUCUUCUCCACCUCACUGGUCAUCACGAUCGGAGCGCUGUGUGCAUAUGCUGCCAACCAGAACUUGAGCUCUCAGGUGAAGAACAUACGCAGAUUGGUCAACAGCAACAUGAGGGACCUGCACACUUUUGCUAAUGACACACCAAUGCAAAUUGAUUACCUAAUAUCCCAAUACGCCACAGCCAAGAAAAAAGUCAUCUAUGACCUAAAUAAUAUAGGCCCAUUGCUGGGUGGAAGGAUACAUGAUCAGUUGGAUAAGGAGGUCCAUCCUGCCUUGGACAGAGUGCUUAAUAUGGCUGGAGUGAAAAUCGAGAGAGCCAUCAAAGCCAUGCGAGAAACCAAGGAGGCCCUGGAGAAUGUCAGUGUGUCUCUGGAGGUCCUCCAGGAGGGAACAGGGAAACUCAACUUCAACCUGAGCCUGGUCCGGACCAGUAUCAACCGCACUCUCAACGACCCCGGCUGUCAUGACGAGGAGUCAGACGCCACCACUGCCCAGCUCUGCCGCAACAUCCGCCAGUCACUGUCCCAGCUGCAGAUCAGUGCCAACUUCACACGGCUACCCAGUGUGAAGGCUCAGCAGGAAAAGGUGAACGAUGUGCUAAAAACGGACCUCAGCGCUAUCGUCCAGAGGGGCUACUCCUCUUUGAACGACACGCCACAUAUGGUGAUUGAACAGACCAGAAGUGUUGUAGAGAGUGUACAGAACUUGGUGGACGGCAUUGGCAAUAACAUCAGCAGCUUUUCCAAGGCAUUCCCUGUGCAGAGCUGCCUGUCCAACUUCACCAUCUUCAUUAGCCACGCCCACGCUAAGAUUGAAGACUACUACCCUGAAAUUGACAAGAUGGACUUCUACAGGUGGAUUGGCUGUAUUGCUCUUUGCUGCAUGGUAGUCCUGGUCCUGGCCUUCAACUACCUAGGCCUGCUGUGUGGCACCCUGGGAUAUGACAAGCACGCCUCGCCUACGACACGAGGCUGCAUCUCCAAUACGGGAGGAACGAUGCUCAUGGCCGGCGUGGGCUUUAGCUUCAUCUUCUCCUGGGUGCUGAUGGGAGUGGUGACCGUCAUAUUCCUGGCUGGAGGAAACAUUGAGAAACUUGUUUGUGAACCCUUCCACACCAAAGAGCUCUUCAAGGUUGUGGACACCCCAUAUCUGGUCAGCCCAGAGUGGAAGAACUUCAUCCCUGGCUACAUGUACAACGACUCUGACCUAGAGCUGACGGCAGAGAGCUUGUACAGUACUUGCAAAGAGAACAAAGGCAUCUACUUGGCCAUGCGGCUGGACAAAGUCUUCAACAUCUCCUCUUUCCUGAACACCACAGUGUUCACUAAGGAUGUGGUGGGUCAGCUGGACAGUGUUAAGAUCGACCUGAGAGGAAUAAUCCUGUUAGAGGCAGAGGGGAAGCAGAACCUCUUGGACUUCUCUGAAGCAGGGCUGUCAGAAAUCAACUAUGCCGACUAUCUUGAAGAGGUGAAUAAAGGAGUGACUGUGGUGGACUUACUCUCAUUUGCCAGAGAGCUGGAAGCCCAGACAGACCUCAUGCCCAGAGGUUCUCUGCAGUCUGCUCUGAAAGGCCACAUCGGCACUUUGAGACAGAUCCACAGUCAACAGAUCACCCCCAUGGAGCAGUCCAUGAAAUAUGUUAGAGCGAGGAGUGCACUGAACCAGAGUAUGAGGUUCCUGGAGAGAACAGCCUCAGAUCUACCAAACAAAGUCUUAGCGGUUCUUGAGGCCAUUGAAGCUGCCCAGUAUCUCAUUUCCCAGAAUGCUACACAUUUAAUCAAUCAGGAAACAGGAAAAUACACUGCGACCAUAGUUGGCUACUUCCAUCAAUACAUAGAAUGGGUCAAAACUUCUCUGGCGAUGGAGGUUGCACCAUGCAAGCCGUUCAGCAACAUGGUGGACACGGCGGAAAUCAUAGCCUGUAGUUUCUUGGUGGAUUCUAUGAACACUUUCUGGAUGGGCCUGGGCUGCAGCACCCUCUUUCUGCUCCCGAGCAUCAUCCUGGCAGUGAAACUGGCCAAGUACUACCGCAGGAUGGACACAGAGGAUGUUUACGAUGACAUUGAGACAAUUCCCAUGAAAACUAUGGAAAUUGGUAAUAAUGGUUAUCAUAGUGAGCGUUCACAAGGUAUCCCCAAUCCUAUGAUGACAAGCAUCCCUACCUAUGACACUAUGAACAGGUUCCCGCGGGCCUCGGCUCCUCCGAGGCACAUCGACUGGUGACAGAGAGCCGGCUCUUGUUCUGGCUCCUGACAGUGCCCUUGAAAACUGGAACUAAAAUAUCCCACGGACCAGAUGAAGCUCAACGAAAGCUGGCUGGAAGAACAACAGACAAAGCCCUGCAGGUCAUCUACAGUGAUCAACCCAACCAGGCCCAUCACAGCCUACGGCACAGUUACCUGCUCUUCAGCGACCCCUGCCCCCUCCACAAAACUCUGCCUGCAGGACAUCAAACUCUUCUCCCUCAGCAACAAACUGAGCCAGGCUUGUUCUGCAUUUUUCAAAGCACUGCUGUGUCUGCGUUUACAUUUGUUCAGACACAAAACCAAGCUGAAAAUACAUUCAGCAAGAGGACAUGACAAUAAAUGUGAUGCCUGUUCAUUUUAAUGUACUUGUUUAUGCUCAAGAGACAGUGGCUGAGAAGUCACCUGAAGGUCGAGUCAAGCUGCUGAGGAAACCUUUUUUUCUCCUGCACUUACAAUGGUUGUACCACGUUUAACGCAAGCAAAUGUUAAAGGAAGGAGGAAAGGUGCAAAUUACGGUAACAUCCAAUACAAUGUGUUCAAAAGCACUGUUUUGCUGAAAAUGGCACAUCCUUUUUAACUGCAGCCUGUGUGAGUUUGUGGGUGUGUGGUACCCUAAUGACUGAUAAAUGGAUGAGUUGAACAAAGCGGUACAAAUAUAAACAUUGGUUGUUCCCGGGAGGAAAUUUAGCAUGACUUUUAAAAAUGUUUACAAUAUUACAAAACAUCCAGAGUUUGACAUCUGUGCUGGUUUGGAGCGCAUUGCAAAUGACUGGUUGCCUUUCAGAAGUUUAUUUCACCCUGACAUUUUGAUAGAUAUGCUCUUUACAAAAGGGAAAAUCCACCAUCACAUGCUCUUACACUGUUAAAACUCCUGAGUCUGUGAUAGAAUUGUGUUUAAAAUACACUCUUUUACCUUUAUGUUCUUUUACUUUUAUGCCAGGUAUUGAUUUCUUACAUUUUGCAGGAUGAUUCUAACACAACCCCUAAAUUAAUUGGUUUGU